UUAUUUUCCCCAGUAAGACUACUUUAUUUGCGCUAGUCCUAGUACUGCUACAGUGCGAGUGGAAUUUGUACCGCAACUCUCUGUGCAGAGUGCGGUGCCUCUUCGUCCCCCACUUGAUUUAUGAUGAUCGUAACGUAGGGGAUAAUCCUCCCUAAACGACCCAGGCCCUCUCGGUAAAGACAGGGCUGUAACAAGAAACUUUUCAGUCGAAACAACUAGAUUUUUGCUGAUUGCUUCCCCAUCGCGUACAGCGGGCGCGACGACCAGGAGGAUGCCGGACGACGCCCCGGUGGAUCCCAACCAGGUGGAUAUCCAGGAGCUGGAGAAGACGCAGAAGCUGCUGGACGAGGCCGCCGCCACGGUCGCGGAGACCAAUCUGGGCGGGUCCACGGAGCUGGACAAGCCCGCGGAUGAGGCGGAGACCGCCAAGCCGGCCGCCCCCGCGGCCGCCCCGGUGAAGAAGAAGAAGGGCGGGGGCUGCUGCGGCGGCGGCAAGGCCGCCGCGGAGGAACCGGUGCAGGAGGAGGAGGUGGUGGAGGCCCCGAAGUCGCUCCGGGAGCGCCUCACCACGCAGCACCGGUCGCCCGGAAAGGUGCUGGCGGACCGACGGAAGGCGAAGGAGAUAGUGGUGGACACGCUGGAGGAGGUGGCGCAGCGGUUCUCCGGGCUCUGGGUGCAGCAGGGCGUGGUCAAGGCCAAGGAGCUCGCCGAGCAGGUGGGCGUCAGCGACUACCAGCAGCAGGCCAUGACGGCCGUCAAGUACGGUGCGGGCCGAUCGAUGAUGAAGGUCUCGCUCGACGACAAAGACACGAACAUCAUGCAAAUCGAAACCUUCGGCAUGGGCAGAAGCGUCAAGCAAGAAAUCAAAAUUGGCGUCGGUAUUGGAGAUUUUUUACUUUUAUUCAGAAAUGACGUUAUUCAAUAUCAUAGGUGAAUUUGAUGGUAAUCUUGAUUUUCGUGCCGCUAAGAAAUUGAAGCUUGCCGUAAAGACGCAGCCAACAUUAGCUACCCAGUGGCACGGAAUGAAUUUGCUUUUGCCGGGAGGAUGUUAGCUUCCUUCAAUCAUCCCGAGUUCAGCAUGCUAAAAACUUUUUUGAUCCAUGACUUCAACAGAUGACUACGUGUCGCAAAAGCUGAUGACUUUCGACGGGCCGCUGGAUUGCAAGGCGAAGUGGACAGAUAAGAAGCUGGAGUUACUCGUUUACACACGAUGGGGGCAGGAGAUCCAGCAAAUUCGGCACGUCUCGCCCGACAAUGAAGAAAUCAUUUGGGAGAUCACCUACGACGGUGUCACCUGCAGGAGAUUCUGGCGACGAAUCGGGAUGCCAGAUAGUAUGUUUAUAGUUGUUUGCUGUUUUUAGUUUUGCUUUGGCGACAGAAAAAACAUGAUCUUGUCUUAGUACCUACUGCGUGUAGAAGUAGCUAGAAGUAGAGCAGCGGAGGUAGGAGGAGGGCGCGUUUUUUUUUCUGCCAUCGUUAAAAGCUAAGUAGUUAUUGUCAAAGAUGAAACUUGAACUUCACAUCCACCGCAGGCGACGAGUCAUGGAAUGUGGCCCACGGGGACGACAUUGAGGAGGCCUGCGAGCUGAUACAGGGCCUCGGGCGGAAGGUGACUCCCCCGGAGCAGCUGGAGCUCUAUGGGUACUUCAAGCAGGGCCUUUUCGGCGACCACCCCACUGGAAAAGCCGACGCAAGACUAGGAUCCCACCACGUCGCCAAGCACAACGCGUGGAUAAAACACAAGGGAAUGCCCAAAGAAGAGGCGGAAAAGACAUACGUGCAAAAAGUACAAGAACUCCUCAAGAAGCACGGCGUGGACCCCUCCGGGGGGGCCACGCACUGACACUAUUCAGACCGGCCUUUGACUGUGGUACUCUCGGAGUAUCGGGAGGAUUUGAUCUUCAAGUGGCGAGAUAGCUUCUUGCGACUCUAGGGGUUGACUACUGCUGGUGUCAUGUUUGAUCUAGCCGUCGAAAACAUGACUACUUAGAAGUACCAACUUUAUUUGUGGCGCUCCUCUCUGCUGCAUGCAGAAUGAAAUUGGGGCAUUGUUUCUUUUGAAAGGCAAUUUGCACUUACAUGCAAAGCAUUAAGAAACAACAGCGAGCGGGCUACUCGAAAUCGUUUUCACUUGAUUAUCAGAUUCUCAUCGAUCUUCUCUUCCUCUCUCAGUCUUGACAGGCGCGGAAGCUACACGACCCCAUAGCUAUGACGUUUAUUUUUUUCAGAUGCGUGCGCGCAUCAUGUUGCUUUUUUUUCCCGUAAGAGUUCCUUGUUUUCCCUUCCCCUUUCAAAAUCUUUAGUGACCUCUACGAAGGACAAAAAUUAGUACUUUUUCUUGUAUCAUAUAAUCGUAAAUUAGUAAUAGUACAUGAUAUCAGCGAAUUUUCUGCACAUAACCUAGUACUAGUAGUAGGAAAAGAUUAUCUCCCUCUAAAUAGAUACUUUUUUUACACGUUCUUCGCUCUUUAGCGGGCAGAUGAACAGAUGAAAUUCCUCAAUUUGAAAAAAC
This is a messenger RNA of Amoebophrya sp. A120, 2512 nucleotides long. The record is from the annotation of a GenBank genome assembly. NCBI's taxonomy places the organism in Eukaryota, Dinophyceae, Syndiniales, Amoebophryaceae.